This is a messenger RNA of Trifolium pratense (red clover), 1724 nucleotides long. RefSeq names its product thiamine thiazole synthase 2, chloroplastic. The coding region runs from base 561 to 1607 and encodes 348 amino acids. Lineage: Eukaryota; Viridiplantae; Streptophyta; Magnoliopsida; Fabales; Fabaceae. The transcript has 2 exons. Gene Ontology annotation, biological process: thiamine biosynthetic process. The record is from RefSeq and is a predicted model, not a curated record.
ACAUUUCACUUUCAUACUAUUUUUUCUCUCACACUCACGGAUAUUUAUUUGGAGAACACUCGGGAACACAUAUGUCUGUGAAUAUGUAUCGGUAAUUUGGUACACGGAUUAAGUAGAUAGUAGAUGUGAUUGUAUUAAGGAGAUGUGAUUGUGAUUGGUUGAUAAAUAUUAUUUAAUAUUGAAAAAUAAUAAGUACUAGGGGUAAAUAAAUCAUAAUCACUCACCUUAACACAUGUAUUGGUAAAUAUCACAUAAUAUGUGUAGCAAAAAAUUCAUCUAUUUAUUUCUUUUGCUUUUUAUUAAUUCUCUAAUUUUCAACGAAAUAAAGUCUCGAUAACUUAGAAUUUGACUUUAACUCGUAAAAUCAAACUCAAUUCUUUCAAACAAUUUUUCUUAAAAUAACUUAUUAAUUGCUGAAAUCCAAUGUCUUAGUUGAUGGAUUAUUUCACACAUCACCAUUCACCACCACAUCAUCUUGUUUAUAAAACCCAUUCAACACAUCUCUCACAAAUACACCAUUUCUCAUCAAAACAUUUUCAUUCCCCAAAAUACCCUUCCCAAUGGCAGCAACCAUGGCCACUGCAUCUCUCACCACUUCUCUCUCUUCAACUCCCAAAUCCUCAUUCUUCAAUGGAAAACCAAUUGCUAUUCGCACCCCCACCCUCCUCAAAUCCACCUCCCAAAAACUCACCAUGUCACUAACCACACCUCCUUACGAUCUCACCUCCUUCAAAUUCGCACCUAUCAAAGAAUCCAUCGUCUCUCGUGAAAUGACACGUCGUUACAUGACAGACAUGAUAACCUACGCCGACACUGAUGUCGUAAUCGUCGGUGCCGGUUCCGCAGGUCUUUCCUGCGCUUACGAGUUAUCCAAAAACCCUAACAUCAGCAUAGCUAUCAUCGAACAGUCCGUUAGUCCCGGCGGUGGUGCAUGGCUCGGUGGCCAGCUGUUCUCCGCCAUGGUUGUACGUAAACCAGCUCAUCUCUUCCUCGACGAAAUCGGUGUCGAAUACGAUGAACAAGAAGACUACGUUGUUAUCAAACAUGCUGCACUUUUCACUUCAACAAUCAUGAGCAAACUUCUUGCAAAACCUAACGUGAAAUUGUUCAAUGCUGUUGCUGCUGAAGAUUUGAUUGUGAAAGAAAAUAGAGUUGCUGGUGUUGUUACAAAUUGGGCUUUGGUUUCGAUGAAUCAUGAUACACAGUCUUGUAUGGAUCCUAAUGUUAUGGAAGCUAAAGUUGUUGUUAGUUCUUGUGGACAUGAUGGACCUUUUGGUGCUACUGGUGUUAAAAGGUUGAAGAGUAUUGGUAUGAUUGAUUUUGUUCCUGGAAUGAAAGCUCUUGAUAUGAAUACUGCUGAAGAUGCUAUUGUUCGUCUUACUAGAGAGGUUGUUCCUGGUAUGAUUGUUACUGGUAUGGAAGUUGCUGAAAUUGAUGGUGCCCCAAGAAUGGGUCCAACAUUUGGGGCCAUGAUGAUAUCUGGACAGAAAGCUGCACAUUUGGCAUUGAAGGCAUUGGGGAGGAACAAUGCAAUUGAUGGAACAUGUGAAUCUGUACCAGAGCUUGUUUUGGCUUCUGCUGAAUCACAGGACAUUGUUGAUGCUUAAUUUUAAAAUUAAGUGGAUUUAGUUUUUAGUUGUUUGGAUCUUCUGUUUAAUUUUAGAUCCUGCAUGUAAUUUGGUUUCAAUAAUGAAUAAAAAAAAUGUGAAUGAGGUGACUAGCUA